AUGGUCAUCGCCGUGUAUAACACCAUCAGCUCCGACUUCGGCCGCUUUCAAGACGCCAUAUGGAUCCUGGCCUCGUAUCGACUGGGCCUGGGGCCUGCUCAACCGUUGUACGGCAAACUCAGCGACAUCUUUGGGUAUCGAGUCGUGCUUACAUUUGCUUAUGCACUAUUCGGCAUCGGCUGCAUUCUCUAUAGUCGGGGUAGGGAUCUGUCCGAAUUUGCUGCUGGUCGCGUCGUGGCAGGCAUGGGUGGAGUGGGGAUGAGAAGCCUUGUCUCAAGUUCGAUCCUGUCUCUGGUCCCGUUACGCGACGUGGCCCUAUGGCGGUCGUGGAUGUAUGUGAUGGUUACGUUUGGGGGAGGCGUUGGCGCGCCUUUGUGGUGUAUCUUGGCGGAUACGAUUGGCUGGCGAGGUUCGUUUGCUUGUCAGGCUCCCUUGGCCGUGCUGGCUCUAACCCAGGUGUGUUGGAAGCUCCCGACUGACUCUGAACACAACACCAGCGCAAGAGCAGAUGGCAGCCCGAAAGCCAGCGAGGGAUCUCUGUCUAAGCUCCACCGCGUCGACUUUCCCGGCGUAAUUCUCCUUGCCACUUUCAUUAUUGCCUUCCUACUUGUUUGGAAAUUCGCCAGCAAGAGGCUUAUGGUCUCAGAUCCACUGAUCCUCCGCUUGUUCGUUCUUUCGUUUACAGCUAGCCUGCUAUUCCUGCUCGUAGAGGCAAAGUACGCCGAUGAACCAAUUCUCCCCUUAAGGUCGCUUGUUCACAGGGAUGUCUUGAUGGCGUACCUUAUCAUUGGGCUUUUGAUCACCGGCUCGAUGAGCAACGAGCGUCAAAAACCAUAUCAGAGACCGCUUACCGACCUUACACCAUCACAUCGCCAGACCAACUAUUAUGGGACUCCAGCAGCUCUAGAAGGCCCUUCAAACGUCCCAUUCAUGAAACCCCCACAUCACAUGUCCAACCAGGGCCCACAUAGGAUAACAACAACUGCUUGA
Messenger RNA from Letharia lupina, 990 nucleotides. RefSeq lists its product as uncharacterized. Gene Ontology annotation, biological process: basic amino acid transport; transmembrane transport. Gene Ontology annotation, cellular component: fungal-type vacuole membrane. The coding region runs from base 1 to 990 and encodes 329 amino acids. The record is from RefSeq and is a predicted model, not a curated record. NCBI's taxonomy places the organism in Eukaryota, Fungi, Ascomycota, Lecanoromycetes, Lecanorales, Parmeliaceae. The transcript is spliced from 2 exons. Gene Ontology annotation, molecular function: basic amino acid transmembrane transporter activity.